Molecule: messenger RNA, 752 nt
Organism: Electrophorus electricus (electric eel)
Lineage: Eukaryota; Metazoa; Chordata; Actinopteri; Gymnotiformes; Gymnotidae
Gene: polr1h
Product: RNA polymerase I subunit H
Biological process (GO): termination of RNA polymerase I transcription; DNA-templated transcription
Cellular component (GO): RNA polymerase I complex
Molecular function (GO): zinc ion binding; nucleic acid binding
Source: RefSeq, a predicted model, not a curated record
ACGUUAAAGGCCCCAGCGAAAGGUUUGCCUUCGUGAGCUUUCGACUGUGAACUCGAACAAGUGUGCGUGUCCUCGUUUAUUUCUGCUAUUUCUUUUUCUUAUAUAUGCUCGAAAACCAUUACAAAGUGCCUUGAGUCAUUUCAGUAAGUGAUUAAAACUACUUAAAAUGUGGUUCCCGGUGCCGACGCAAACACGUGUUUAUAUAGUGCUGUCGGGGCAAUGUCGUGUUUCAAAAGCGAUAUAAACUUCUGUCCUGAAUGUGGUAAUAUACUCCCGGUUCCUUUGCUGAAAGACGACAUCACGUGUCCUCGAUGCUCCUUCAAGAUCUCUGUACGCGAAUUUGCAGGGCAGGUUAUCACGUCAUCGGUGGUAUUUAAUCCUUUGGAUGAGAGUUCGUCUGCUGUAGAGAGCAAGAAAGACUCGGAACUAUCAGGCCCAGUGGUGGAUAGGAGGUGUUCACGAUGCAAUAAAGAAGGAAUGGUGUACCACACCAGACAAAUGAGGUCUGCAGAUGAAGGCCAAACUGUGUUUUUCACCUGUAUUCACUGCAGAUACCAAGAAAAGGAGGAUUCAUAAGAGGAGGUGUUGCUGGCUGUUUUUGGUGUGUGUGUGCCUUUUAUUGUGGAGAUUUGACUUGAUCCCAUUAAAGUGCAGUUUUUUAAAGAUGCUGAUUUAAUAUAUUCCAAAAUGGUAACUUUUUUUUUCCAGGAUUUUGAUCCUUCUUGCAAUAAAAAUCCUACUUUUUUUAUGAA